Molecule: messenger RNA, 2459 nt
Organism: Sycon ciliatum
Lineage: Eukaryota; Metazoa; Porifera; Calcarea; Leucosolenida; Sycettidae
Exons: 5
Coding region: 372-1283 (303 amino acids)
Source: RefSeq, a predicted model, not a curated record
UCGCAGGACCUGUAAUCAACAAACUUUUCAGCAUGGAGUUCAACGCUUGGACAGUUGGAGACACAGUCAUUUUUCUGUUUAGCUUUUAGUACUAGUACUAGUAGUAGUAUCACGGCUUGUGAGCGCUCGAGCAGGCGUUGGACUUAUUUUAGUUGCUGCUUGUCUAGUAAUAGUACGCAUGGCAGUAAAGCCUCUUGCACAGUUGUUGCAGGCUCGCUGCUUGAGCUACGUGUACGGGUAGGAGAAAUCACUACUACUAGCCUGAUCUCGCCCAACUCGGCUCAGAAGUAGGCUACAUAAUCGUCAUUUUGUAUUGGAAAGACUAAAACCGUUGUUACUUUAGAUCAGGGCAACGGCACACUACGGGCAGGAUGGUGCUGACUGGCUGCGCUCUAGUUCCGCAUGGAACAAUGAUGCUGGACCUGGAUGUUGAAGGAUUACCUCAAGGCGUACCGGAGCUGUAUGAACGCACCAUGGCCAUGAUGACGGAGAUCAACUCGCUGGACAUUGAUCUCUUGGUGCUGGUCACACCGCAUGGCCUCUGCUUGGAGAGGGACAUCGGCAUCUACACCAACAAGUACGCAGCCGGCAACGCCGAGUGGAACGGCAUGUGGGGACACGUCAAGGCCGAUAUAAAAUUGAGCCGCAAGUGUAGCCGGGAGCUGUUAGAUGCAUGGCGUGCGGACGGUGUCGGUGUUCAGGGAGUGAACGCACUGACCAGCUGCCCUACCGUACUCAGCUGGGCUGAGGUGAUUCCCAUCUGGAUGCUCAAGAAACUAGGCUACGCAGGUAAAAUCAUCAUUGUGUCGAUGCCGCACUCUCAGAUUUCCAACGGAAUGGCUACCGACCCUGCUCACGUCGACAACAUUCACCGGGCCGGAGAGAGGUUAGCAGAGUACUGCGACACGGGAAUGUGGAGCGAUGACCGCGUGUUUGUGGCAGUAUCAGGUGAUUUGGCCCAUGCCCACCCGACUCUCUGUACCAAUCCAACCUUCCUACCUCACCCGACGUGGAGCUUGCCGAAGAGUCCCGCCGAAGCCGUGGAGUUUGAUCGCAAGUUCGAGGAGUGGGUGGUAGACACUCGGCGAGGUAAGACAUUGGCCGGCCGCUGCUUAGAGCUGGAAGUGCGCGCUUUAUCCUGCGCCCUGGCCGGUUGUCUCUUGCUCGAGGGUGCAAUGUUCUCUCAACACUUGCGGGACAGCGCCUUCGACGGCAAGGUGUUCGUCAACAAAACACCAACCUAUUUCACUAUGAUGGCUGCUCUGUUCACGCCGUGUGGCUGACUCGUAGCGCCUAGCAUCUAGUAGUAGACAUGAUGUCGUUGGAUCAGUGAAAGUCUAUACCACAACGAUGUGUCAAUGAAGUAUUCGGAUAUUCGGAUCCUGCUGAGGUAGGCAUCAUUUACACGCCGCCUGUAGCUGGCCAAAUUGGACGGAGAGGCAUUUAAUCCGGAACAGAAGGACGUGUUGGACAUGAAUGUGCGGUAGACUGGUGACAUGGUAAUGCAAGGGGCAGCUGGAUGUGCUCUGCUGUCAUCGGCGAUUCAUUACUGGACGUACUAAUAACAUAUGUAGUGACGUUGUAGCCAUGCCGAUAUCAAGCAGUAUGAAGUCCUGUAGUAGAACACAUACUGUACCUAAAAUUUUGAUUGGCUAGUUCUUGUCUGUGUGACGGCUGAUAUCAGAAUGAAGACGAGUUAUACUCGGUCAUUUGUUUGGCGCCACCUCAAUGCUAGAGGUAUUGCACCAUUCUUUUCACAUCUUCUUCAAUGCUCAUGACUGUACUUGGAUCGGGUUUUGCUCAGCAAAUCGUACUCUUCUCACCUGAUGUAGUCUAUACAUGAUUGUAUGUGUAUGCAGUAGUGCCAGUAGCUCUGCCUUUUGACCUUGGUUUGUAACAAUCCUGGAGAUUGCCUAAGGCUGAUAUUAUAAUAAUAUUAUUAUACUAUUUUGUGCAUUACAGUUUAGGGACAAAAUUGCCCAGGAGUCUUUGACGGAAUUAUUUCAAUUAUGGCGACAUUAUUUAUUACCCCAGAUGGAGAGCCAUACAUUUCUGGAAAGUGUGUUUGCCAAAUUCUUCUUUUCUCUGAAGUACAACUGCCUGCUAUUAUAGUGUAGUGAUUGUUACGUUGUCAGACCUAUGGGCCUGUGAUGCUGAUUUCAUUUGUUUCUAUAGUAUCUGUGGUCCUCUCCCAGGUCUGGCUGCCGUAUCUAGUGUGAAUCCAAAGCUGGCAUUUCCCAAGGUGGAUUUCUAUUGUCUGGCAUGCCGCAUAUCAAAGUAGCCGUAUACAAACUGGUGUUUUCUACUUUCGUUCAUUGUGAACAUUGCUGCGGUCUUUGUUCUUUUCAUGUCUUUUCUCGCUUCAGCUGUUCUCUAUAUCCAUCCUUUGCUCAGCCUCUAUUUGUAUCUUCCUUCAAUAUUAUGUACAUAGUGCACAAGAAAAGUGUCGUUAUUGGCGA